Messenger RNA from Phoenix dactylifera (date palm), 1297 nucleotides. Its product is annotated as vacuolar protein sorting-associated protein 60.1-like. Gene Ontology annotation, biological process: late endosome to vacuole transport via multivesicular body sorting pathway; vesicle budding from membrane. Gene Ontology annotation, cellular component: multivesicular body. NCBI's taxonomy places the organism in Eukaryota, Viridiplantae, Streptophyta, Magnoliopsida, Arecales, Arecaceae. The record is from RefSeq and is a predicted model, not a curated record.
AAUUCUAAUUCUUUGACUCCGUUAUUCUAUUCUAUUCUAUUCCAUUCUAUUUCUCCGAUAGAUUUUGAUGUGCCUUCGGUCGGGAUUAGGAGAAGAACAAAAAUUAAAGACAAAAGGGGCGGAGUGGGAGGGAGACUUUCGUGGAAUUUCGAGAUUAUUCCAUUCGCUCCUCGGUUCUCUCGGUUCCGGAUUUAUUCCAUUGCCGCUGGAAUUCCGAGCCCGGCGAGGAUCUGCCGGCCGGAGAUCUGUCCUUGGAGGAUUAGGGUUUGGGGGGAGGUCGGAUCGCGUGGGAUAGGGUUGGAAUAAGAUUGGAAUCGGUCGGAGAUCGGGGCAUCGGGAGGAGGAGAUGAGGAGGGUUUUCGGUGCGUCGAAGAAGAAGGAUCCCCCUCCGUCGAUCCAGGAUGCAACUGAUAAGAUAAAUAAAAGAGGGGACACAGUUGAUGAAAAAAUCAAAAAGCUUGAUGCUGAACUGGCUAGAUACAAAGAACAGAUUAAGAAGACUCGACCUGGUCCUGCUCAGGAAGCUGUUAAAGCUCGUGCCAUGAGGGUUCUAAAGCAAAAGAGGAUGUACGAAGGACAGCGCGACAUGUUAUAUAACCAGACAUUUAACCUUGACCAAGUUUCUUUUGCUGCGGACGGACUUAAAGAUGCUCAGCAAACUAUGUCAGCACUGAAGUCUGCAAAUAAGGAGUUGAAAGGAAUGAUGAAAACAGUAAAGAUUCAAGACAUAGAUAGUAUGCAAGAUGAGAUGAUGGAUCUAAUGGAUAUGAGUACAGAAAUACAAGAAUCUCUUGGUAGAAGCUACAACGUCCCUGAUGACAUUGAUGAGGAUGAACUUUUGGGCGAGCUAGAUGCCUUGGAAGCUGAUAUGGGAGCAGAGACCGAAUCUGAUGCAGUCCCUUCUUAUCUUCAACCAGAUAAGGAACCUGAUCUGGAUGCAGAAUUCAAUCUUCCUGCAGCACCAACUAGCCAUGCAGUGCCACCCAACAGACAGAACCCCCAGGUGGAGGAUGAAUUAGGCUUACCAGCUGUGCCUCGAGCAUCUUUAAGGGACUAGGGAGCGAGCUGCUUAAAAUUUGACGCAUGAUAUCAAGGACAAUAUUACUUUUUGGAUUUGAGAGAUUGUCUGAAUACUUUGCAUUUGUUUAUGCGACAUACAUGCAGCUAAGAUAUUAUUGUAGGGCAUGUUUGGACUUGAGUUUAUGAUCUAAAUACUCUCAUCCAUGGUGAAGACUUCAGUGCAUCUAGUGUACUUGAACAACCAUUUCUUGUGGAAAUCCAUGACUAUUUUGUUUGA